CACUCUCGUCUUUUGUCUUAAUCUCCCACUUUCUCGCGCUGAUUUCCACCCCUUUUUCGGAAGAGGCGAGCAGCGUCGAGGCCGAGAAACUGCUGCGGGUAUAAAAGCCUCGAGUCGCCAACUUGUCGACACCCUCAGACGUGCUGCCAGCCACUGCACUGCGCCGUGCGUUUUAAAGGCGCCAAGCGAAGCGAAACCCGAGCGCUCGUUCAGGCGGAAGACGAAGCCCAACUUUCUUUCUUUUCCUCUCGGAAGUUUCGAGCAGGACCAGCGGAAUCGUUGCCUCUUUAUCCGUCAACGCGCUUUUUUUCUUUUUCUCAUCGCCUCCGAAGGUUGCGGUUUCGAGAGACGCUACGGGAAUGCUGACGAUUCUCUUACUAGGCCUUCUACUAGCGACAGCUUACAGCGAAGAUGGCAAAGGGGAAGAGACGCUUGACACAGAAGGUCACAGCUUCGGCAGCCUUGGUCAGGCUACGACUUUUCGGCAAGCUGGAAAUUUCCUGCAGGCAGCUCCAACGUAUGGACGUUCGACGUACGGGCAGUCGGCAGGAAUAGACCGUCCGCAGCCAUUCGACUUCGGCUACAAUGUUCAGGACGAGUUCGGCAACAACCAGUUCCGCCAGGAGAAAGGUGACGAAUCAGGUUCGGUACAAGGGACCUACGGUUACACUGACAGCUAUGGCGUCUACCGUAAGGUGCAUUACGUGGCCGACCAGAACGGCUUUCGAGCAGACAUCAAGACCAACGAGCCGGGCGUCAAGCAGGAGAACCCAGCCGACGUACAGCUUGUCGUCGAGCCCCCACCGCAGGGCGUGCUUCAGCAGGCACUGACAAGCUCAAGGUCCGCGGGCUUCGCAAAGCUCCCCGCUGUGGCGGCACCCGGCCAACCGAGAUUCCCGUCGGGCCUAAAUGCCUGAAAAGCUCCUGGUAUGCGCACGCGGAAGCUGCCGGCGGUGUGGUCUCGUCGCGUACUUCACUGGACGUGGAGUCGAUCCGUUUGCGUGCAUCCGAAAGCCAGUCAGAUAUUCAACUUGAGACUUUCAUCUUGUGGUACGGUUACUUGCGCUUCUCUUAAGAACUUGGGAGAGGGGUAAAACAGACACAAUAGUCUAUUUUACCCAUGUUCCACGUUCUUAAGAGGAGCACGAGUAAUCGUAGCACGAAUUUCUACAACUAGCCCACAGCUUCAUCUUGUGGUAUGUGCAGCGCUCACGUUAAUAACGGCGACAACCUAUAUAUACGAAAGCGCGCAGGGCAGUCGCUCUGUAGCAACUAUGCAUUGCUACGUUGAGCGAGGGAAAAAGAGCGCUUCGUCGCUCUAUACUUUUCGUUGUGCAACUAGAUAGCAUAAUUCUGUCUUUUUAUUUGUUUGUUUUCUAGUUUAGUGCUUAGUGCAGGCUCUGUUGGCCGUGACAUAGCGGUGGCUGCUAUGAUAGCGUCGAGUGAUAUACCGCAACGCGUGCACCAUGCUGUCAGCAGACUUCUUCCUCUCACGCUCCUCACACGUUAGGUUUGCUUCCCACAAACGCUCUACGUACUGGCAUGCAUAGAAAUUUCGUGCGCGCAAAGCAAAUAUAUUAGAUAAGUCCUGAAUAAAUUUAUUUACUUUAACAGUUCAAUCCUUGUAAUCACGUGGGACCGGUCAGUGGGGAAUAUAUCUGUAUGGAAUAUAUCUCCGGUAUGGAUCAGCUCAGAUUAUGAAUGAGCGACGAGCGGCUUAAAACCUUGUCAUCCUGCAGACUCCCUGAGCGGUGCUUUGUUCUUUACAAGAAACGUUCUUAUCAGAAACGUGCUAGUAUAGAAACUUCGGUUUCGAAAGUAUUGCGCUUCCUCUAUCAUAUCUUUCUGGGGUCUAAAUUGGCGAUAACGAGCGAUUUGUUUAAACUAUCAAAUCAACUGUCAGCAUAGACACUCGCAAGCGUCAUGCUUUUUUCCCGUGAAUGAGGUUAGCCUGUCUUGUGUUUGAGAACCCAUAUGAUCGGUGCAGGACUCGGAACAGACAUGCUGAGAAGGUUCUUUCCUCGUAUAUUUCUAGAAGUUACGCCAGGAAAGCGUAAACAUUCUUGGUGGUGAAAGUUGUAUAAGCCUCUAUAGAUAGUUUGUUUCGAUGUACCUAUAGCAAUCACAUUUCAUAAGUCAAUGUUACCUCUGCUUGGAGAUACAUAUGGCGCAACAUUUAUUAUGUAUUUCCCUCAUGUUGUGGCGUUACACCUACCCACCGAAAUCAUACUUCUUACGACUUCUUUGGUGUCAACAAAUUCAUGGUGCAGAGAGCUCAACUUGUAUGCCUUAUAAUGAUCAUACUUUUCAAUACAACCACGAACGAAGCGUCCGAGAACGCACAUAAAGUUCAUGGUGAACACGUUGCCUCUGUUCUACAUCACCACGUAUGAAACAAAAUGAAAUACGUAAAGUAAAUAAACGAUGGCUGCCACUCCGGUUCGACACUACUCGAAACGAGGUACACGCUACCGACGGACGAAGUGACUUCAAGCAUAGCCGUAUCGUGAUGAGUUCAUACUGCCGCAGGAAUGAAACAUUCCUAAGGUGCGUACCGAUUUUCAAGCCUCGCUAGGCGCAUUAUGCAAUAAGCGACUUGUUUUUCCAUGUCUGUAAGGCGUCCCGAGCUCCCGUAUUAUGACAGGACACGAUAUAACUCGCACGGAGCCGCGAUGGUAGACACGUCAGUGGUGGGCACUAAAAGAAAAUGAAACAAGAAGUGACGUGAUAGGCCAAGUCACGCCUGUUUCCCACUCCGUCUUGUAUGCGGUUGACGCGUGUCUGGAAAAGGGAGCUUGUACGCUGCAGGUCUCACAUAUUUCACGUGAGCGCACCCCAGGUUGGUGUUUGCUCGUUUUUCUUUGCUGGUUUGUUUUUAUGCCUGUCCUUUCUGGGUGGGGCCUUACUCUUUAAGGCGGCUGCGCCGCAAGACGUCCUAUGUAUGCCGCAUGCUUGUUGCCGCUUCUGUAUUUGUCUGUUGUACAUAGAUGCCAUUCUUUUCAUUUUCGUACUUUACUCGCUGUUGUCUCGCGGACUUCGUGAUGUCGGGAUCAAUAAACAAUAUUUCUUUAAA
Rhipicephalus sanguineus (brown dog tick) is the source of this 3073-nucleotide messenger RNA. RefSeq names its product cuticle protein 16.8-like. The transcript is spliced from 3 exons. Gene Ontology annotation, molecular function: structural constituent of chitin-based larval cuticle. The coding region runs from base 360 to 917 and encodes 185 amino acids. Lineage: Eukaryota; Metazoa; Arthropoda; Arachnida; Ixodida; Ixodidae. Gene Ontology annotation, cellular component: chitin-based extracellular matrix. The record is from RefSeq and is a predicted model, not a curated record.